CAACAAUCAAAGAUUUUGUUUCAGACACUUGAGACAAAAAGACAUAUUAAUAGACAAUUUUAUAUUUUUAAGCUCUCAGAUUCUUCUUGACAUUCAAGCUUUCAAUGUUUGUUCUACUCUCCCUUCUCGCCAUUGUUCAAUGGGUUGCCGCCAGUUCUUGCCCCCAGCUUGACCUCGAUUUCUCGAAAAUCGCUGAUGGAACUUCCCCUUUUGAUAUCGGCUUCACUGAUGUAUGGUGCGGCCAAAAUGCCAUCAUCCAAGGUGGCAAAAUGGAUCUUUCUUUGAACAAAAAGUGUGGACCAGAUAUUUCCACCAAUUUGAAUGUUCAAUCUGGCUUAUUUGAGGUUGAUUUGGAAACAUCCUGGGGAUCAGGUGUUGUUACUGCUAUCACUCUUUUUAGCGCAGGCACUGGUGAAGAUAAAAGGGAUGAGGUUGAUAUGGAAUUUAUUGGAACUGAUGUGACCACAGUCCAAACUACUUACUUUGUUGAAGGAGUCCAUGUCCCGGGUGCUACUCAAUCUGUAGACUUCCAGGUUGCCUCCAAUACGUCAACUAGCCGACACAUUUAUGGUAUGGAGUAUACACCUGAUAGUAUUUCUUGGUAUAUCGAUGGUCGCAAGGUGAACACCGUCCUAAAGAAGGAUGGAGUGCCUUUUCCAACAAAGCCAGUCGACUUGAACUUAUCUCUCUGGGAUGCUACCGAAUUUUCUGAAUGGGCCGGCAAGGUAAUUCAAAUUCUUCAAAUACACCCUGACAUAUAUGAAACCUCGUCGUAACGAAUUUUUUUUUUCUUGUUUUUCUUUUUCCAGAUUAAUUGGAAUGUUGCUCCCAAUCAAACGUAUCAUGCCUACGUUUACUCUGUGAAAGUAACACAGAAUAGUUGUUCCGGAAGCGUUGAAAAA
Molecule: messenger RNA, 902 nt
Organism: Umbelopsis ramanniana AG
Lineage: Eukaryota; Fungi; Mucoromycota; Umbelopsidomycetes; Umbelopsidales; Umbelopsidaceae
Exons: 2
Coding region: 105-776 (223 amino acids)
Biological process (GO): carbohydrate metabolic process
Molecular function (GO): hydrolase activity, hydrolyzing O-glycosyl compounds
Source: RefSeq, a predicted model, not a curated record